Messenger RNA from Sphaerodactylus townsendi, 3923 nucleotides. RefSeq names its product protein phosphatase 1 regulatory subunit 21 (gene PPP1R21). The record is from RefSeq and is a predicted model, not a curated record. The coding region runs from base 191 to 2539 and encodes 782 amino acids. NCBI's taxonomy places the organism in Eukaryota, Metazoa, Chordata, Lepidosauria, Squamata, Sphaerodactylidae. Gene Ontology annotation, cellular component: membrane; early endosome. The transcript is spliced from 22 exons.
UGCUGAGCGCUUUCUUUCUUACCGCUUCUGAGUUGAUAGGCAUCCAAGAUGGUGGCCCGGCAUCUAAAAUCAAAGUGAGGCUGCGCAGCAACGCUAGCUCCGCCCAAACCCGGAAGUGCGUUUCUGCCGUAGGUUGAGCCGCUGUACGACCGCUUUUCGGAUAGCGGGUUUUCAUCCGCCGUGGGCUACCAUGGCGGCAGCCGCCGAGCUGCAGGGGAAGUACCAGAAGCUGGCGCAGGAAUAUUCUAAGCUUCGGGCUCAGAAUCAGGUACUAAAAAAAGGCGUUGUGGAUGAACAAGCAAACUCAGCAUCCCUGAAGUUGAAAAUGAAGGACCAGUCACUCAGAAAACUGCAACAGGAAAUGGACAGCUUGGCCUUUCGAAAUCAGCAGUUGGCCAAGAGGGUAGAGCUGCUUCAGGAUGAACUUGUAUUAAGUGAAUCAAAAGGCAAGAAGAAUAAGAAAAGUGCAGAAACUUCCUUUCAGCUGAGCCAAGAACAGAAGAAUGUCUUUGAUGAAGACCUUCAAAAGAAGAUAGAAGAAAAUGAGCGACUGCAUAUUCAGUUCUUUGAGGCAGAUGAGAAACACAAACGUUUGGAAUCAGAACUGCGGAGCAGACUGGAGGUCUUGGAGAUGGAGGCUGCGCAGCACCAGGCGGUGGUGGAUGGCCUAACACGGAAGUACAUGGAUACGAUAGAGAAACUGCAGAAUGACAAGGCCAAAUUAGAAAUUAAAUCUCAAUCUCUAGAGAGGGAAGCCAAGGAUUGCAGAGUUCGAACAGAAGAAUGCCAGCAGCAGCUAAAGAAUCUGCAUUCUGACUUGGCUAGCAGGUUGGAUGAAUCUCUACGCGUUAUCCGUGAAAAAGUACCUUUCAAUGACACAAGAUCUAGCCAGUUCAAUGCUCUGAAUGUCCCAUUACACAACAGACGACGCCAGUUGAAGCUACGUGACCUUGUUGGCCAGGCACUGUCUUUUGUUCACGAUCUGGUAACGGCUCUUCUGAAUUUCCACACCUACACAGAGCAACGAGUCCAGAUUUUUCCAGUUGAUUCUGCCACAGACACUAUAUCACCAUUAAACCAGAAGUUCUCACAGUAUCUCCAUGAAAAUGCAUCCUAUGUUCGCCCUCUGGAGGAAGGAAUGCUGCUCUUGUUUGAGAGUAUCACAGAGGACACUGUCACAGUGCUGGAAACAGCUGUGAAAUUGAAAUCUUUUUCUGACUACCUAACGUCUUACGUCCACUUUCUCAGGAAGAUUCUUCCAUACCAGUUGAAAAGUUUGGAAGAAGAGUGUGAAUCUUCUCUUUGCACAGCUGCGCUAAGAGCCAGGAACACAGAGCUCCAAAACGACAUGAAGAAACUGACAGCCAUCUUUGAGAAGCUGCACACGUAUAUUAGUCUUCUUGCCUUACCGAGCACAAAGCCAGACCAACUGCUUCGGAGAAACUUCAGCUCAGUGUUUACACAUAUUGCUUCAGCUCUUCAUGGAUUUCAUGAUAUCAUGAAAGAUAUUUCCAAGCAUUAUAGUCAAAAAGCUGCCUUGGAGCAUGAGCUCCCAACAGCCACGCAGAAGCUAAUAACCACCAACGACUGCAUCUUGUCCUCUGUGGUGGCGUUAACGAAUGGAGCAGGCAAGGUUGCCUCAUUCUUCAGCAACAAUUUGGACUGCUUCACUUCCUCACUGAGCUAUGGGCCCGAGGGUGGAACAGAGUUUAUCAACCCCCUCUCAGCUGAAUGCAUGCUUCAGUACAAGAAGAAAGCUGCUGCCUACAUGAAAUUGCUGAAGAAGCCGUGCUGUGAUUCCGUGCCUUAUGAAGAAGCCUUGGCCAACCGCAGAAUUCUUCUGAGUUCCACUGAGAGCAGAGAAGGCCUUGCGCAGCAGGUACAGCAGAGUUUGGAGAAGAUUGCCAAACUGGAGCAGGAAAAAGAGCACUGGAUGCUGGAGGCCCAGCUAGCCAAAAUCAGGCUGGAGAAAGAGAAUAGAAAGGUGGCCGAUAAGCUCAAGAACUCUGGUGGUACCCAAUCGAUCGAGGCCAGCCCUGAAAGUCCCCUUUUGCUGAACGCAGCUGAGCAGGAAAAAGAGGUCGGCACAGAGAAGGUUCUGAGGGAGCCUGUUAAAAGCACAAGUUUGGUUGGUAUGCUAACAAUGACUGCUUGCAAUGAAGAGGGUCCAGAAGCUGAUACCCGGGAAGAUUUGAUAAAGAACCACUAUAUGGCAAGGAUAGUGGAACUUACGUCUCAAUUGCAACUGGCUGAUAGCAAGUCAGUGCAUUUCCAUGCAGAGUGUCGAGCACUUGCAAAGCGACUUUCUUUAGCUGAGAAAUCUAAAGAAUCAUCAACAGAAGACAUCAGGCUAGCUAGACAGAGCAUCACCAGAUUACAGGAUGAGUUGAUGACAACCAAGAGAAGUUAUGAAGAUCAGUUAAGUAUGAUGAGUGACCACCUGUGCAUUAUGAACGAAACGCUAUCCAAACAACGGGAAGAAAUAGAUACACUAAAGCUGGCAAGUAAGGGAAAUUCCAAGAAGAAUAAAAGUCGAUAGUAUCAAUCAGUCAGCUGUCUUUCGGAUCUUGAUGCUGCACAGUGACAGAGAUGCUGGAAGUGUUCAGUUGGCCGAUGUCUCCUGACUGGACAUGGCUGCACUGGUGGGCUUAGACACCUGUAAAUUGGUGUUGUGUAUGGAUUUGAGACCACGCCAGCUUGGAUAGGCAUAAAGCAAACCGAACUUCGUGUGGUUUUCAAAGUAGGCGGGAAAUGUGCACUCCGUGGGCAACUUGUAUAGGAAUUAACCAUAACUUUUUACCACACACUUUGUAAUUGCUGUUAACUUCUGUGUACAAACUUCCAAGGUUUUGUAUAUUUGAGUGGAUGUUUGGACCUAGCAUCACUAUGGUAACUGUCUUUUUCUGCCUAUGAGGUCAUCGUUCCUGCCAAUCCAUUCCUUUCUGUAAGUGCAAAAAAAAAAAAGUCAAAGCUAUUAAUGUUAUCGGCUAUGUGAGCUGUGUAGUAAUUGUAAAAUGUACUACUGAUGAUCUUCUCUUCCUCUUCUAGGUUACCUUAGAUUAUUGCCUAAGAAAGGCAGUUAAUUCAAAAUUUCACAUUAACAAUGAAAAAGUGUACAGUUGUAGUCCCUUGUAAUCAAGUGCAAAAAGCUGGCCAAAGAAGAUAUUUGUAUAAAAUUGUGGUGCAGAGGCAUAAUUUAUCAGGGUUCUUUGUGAUUGUAAAUCAUCCAUAUCUGCUAACAGAGAAGUAGAUGGCAGGAUGUGAACAGGAAACAAAAAUGUUGAAAAUGAUUAUUUAAGAAGAUAGUAGUUGGGAUGAUACUGAUGAUGGAUCCUCUAAUUCAGAUGAAGGUUCCUAUACUGAAGCUGGUUAACAAACACUAUAUUAAUCAAAGCUUGUGCAUUUAAAGGCCAGUUCAGUCAUUGAUGGACUUCAGAAAGUAAUGUCCGUCCCCCCCACCGUGGCAUUGUAUGAGCAAUAUUCCUGAUCUCCACAAUCCUAUUUCUUUGGUGGUACACAGAGACAUAUGCAUACUUUGAACAUCCAGCCAUGUUUUAUUGCCACACAGAUUAUGUAUAUACUAACUCCCCAAACUCUAAAACAUGUCCUGCUGCCUGUGUGUUGUGAUGGGCUGUUGGAAGUUUGGACUGACCCUAUGGCCUUCUGAAGUUAUCUCAUUGACAUUCUAGGGUUCUAAAACUAUUCCCAUUCACACUUGCUGUGGGAAUCUUGCCUGUACUAGCAUACGGCCUUCUCAAAACAUUUCUGGGAAGGUUCUCCACCACUCAUUCAUAAGAUGUUUCUUCUCUGACUACUUCAUAUUAAAUUACUUCUGUUGCCCUCAUAACAGAUAGUUAUCAACCACUGUAUCAACCGUGUCAACGUGUAUUAUGAUUAUAGAAUAAAUAUACUGCCAAGUUAAA